Molecule: messenger RNA, 729 nt
Organism: Chenopodium quinoa (quinoa)
Lineage: Eukaryota; Viridiplantae; Streptophyta; Magnoliopsida; Caryophyllales; Amaranthaceae
Exons: 1
Coding region: 1-729 (242 amino acids)
Molecular function (GO): RNA-DNA hybrid ribonuclease activity; nucleic acid binding
Source: RefSeq, a predicted model, not a curated record
AUGUCUUCUUUUCAAGACUUGUUCUGCUGGGCUUCGAGCAAGCUUGAUAAAGCACAGCUACGAACUUUCUUGUGCCUUGCGUGGGCGGGGUGGUGUUGCAGAAAUAAGGCUAUUUUUGGCGACACUAACGAGAUCAAUGGUGUGAUGAUUGCUGCAAGUUUCGUCAGAAUGUGUGAGGAUUAUUGUGUGUACAAUGCCAGAGUUGGAGGAUGUGUGCUUGCUCCUAUUUCCUUCUCACGAGCUAGCUGGAUUCCGCCACAAUCCCAUUUUGUCAAGGUCAAUAUUGAUGCAUAUGUCCCUAGCAAUGGUGGUGUGUGCCUAGGUGUAGUUAUAAGGGAUGAAUGGGGGAAAAUUCUGCUGUUAGCAACGAAGAAAACAUCUUGCAGAUGGUCCUCUGAUAUGGCAGAAGCUGCGGCUGCCUGCUAUGGUACCCAGCUCGCACGUAGGUUCAGCUUUACAAAUGUGAUACUUGAAGGUGAUUCCAUGAUUGUGGUGCGUGCUGUUAGAGAUAAGCAAGAGGGUGCAGCUCCGAUUUUUCAUUUCUAUGAGAGUAUCUAUAGAAUGAGUGCUGAGUUUGUUGAAUUUAAUUGUGUUCAUGUUAGACGGGCGGGGAAUACCAUAGCUCACUUAGUUGCUAAAAGGGAUACGGGUGCUAGUAUUGAAUGCAUUUGUACGGAUUCUAUACCCCAAAGCGUUCAAACUUUGGCGGACCUUGAUUUUAUAAAUUGA